UUGCCUAAACCGUCAAUCCUCUUUCUUCCCCCCUAAACCCUAAUUCUUCUCCUCCAAAACCACUAGCUUUCUCAAUCUUUCCCAAUCCAAAAACCUCAAUGCUCUCCACCAUCCUCCUUCGAGAACAUUCCAGAACCUCCCCUCACCUUCUCUCAUCCCUCACCUUCCUCCGUUCCAUGGGCGGCGGUCCUCGUACCUUCCCCGGCGGCCUCAACAAAUGGCAAUGGAAGCGACUCCACCAGAAGAAAGCCAAAGACAAAGAGAAGAAGCUUCUCGAUCAAGAGAAACAGCUCUACCAAGCCCGAGUCCGAUCCCAAAUCCGAGCCAAUCUUGCCGGAAACCCCGAUAAUGACUCACAGUCCGACCCCAAUUUCAGCCCCAUGACCGCCGAUGACCACCUCAAAGCCCUCGCCGACCGGUUCAUGAAGGCCGGAGCUGAAGAUUUGUGGAACGAAGCCGACGGUCCGAUCAAGUCUCGGUCGACUCAAUUGCCGCCGACACCGAAUAAUCGAUCAAUUCGAAGGCCGAUUGAUUUGAGAAAGUUGGUUUCGGAGAGUGAUCGAGCUCCGAAUUCGAUCAAUCUCAAUGAUUCAAUGAAGAAUCGUCACUAUUCGGUUCAAACUCGAAGAGUGUCGAGGUUUAAUUUUCGGAGAAAUGAGAGUUCUUCGAGUGAGGACGAUUCGGAUUUGGAUUUGGAUUCGGAAGAGGGUUUGGUGAGGGGGUUUGGGUCAGGAGGAGAUGAGGAAGAUGAGGAAAUUAAGGGUGGGGGUAAUGUGAAGAAGUUGAUGAGUAGUAGUGCUGCUUUGGGGAAGUAUGAUGUGAAGAAAACGAGGCGAGUGCCGUUGAAGUUUUUGGAAGAUGAGGAGAAUUUAUCGGACCACAUUGAGGCGAUUAGAAAUGAGUUUAAUAAUAGGAAUUCGAUUGAGAAUGCUACGGAUAAAAGCGAUGAGAACUCAAUUCUUAGUCAAAAGAGGUUUGAUGAGUGUAAUGUAUCUCCGUUGACUGUCAAGGCGCUUACUGAGGCAGGAUAUGUGCAAAUGACAAGGGUACAAGAGGCUACACUUUCUGUUUGCCUGGAGGGAAAGGAUGCUUUAGUCAAAGCUAAAACUGGCACAGGCAAAAGUGCUGCCUUUUUGCUUCCUGCAAUUGAAACAGUUUUGAAAGCUUCAAGUAGUAACAAAAUUCAACGAGUGCCAGCAAUAUAUGUUCUUAUUCUCUGUCCCACGAGAGAACUUGCCAGUCAGAUAGCUGCAGAAGCAAAAGUUAUGCUUAGGUACCAUGAUGGUAUUGGGGUCCAAACAUUAGUCGGAGGUACAAGAUUCAAAGUUGACCAGAAAAAUCUAGAAUCAGAUCCAUGCCAGAUAAUAGUUGCGACUCCUGGUAGAUUGUUGGAUCACAUUGAGAAUAAGUCUGGCUUUUCCGUGCGUGUGAUGGGAUUGAAAAUGCUUAUCCUUGACGAAGCAGACCACUUACUUGACCUGGGAUUUCGAAAGGACAUGGAGAAAAUUGUUGAUUGUUUGCCCCGUCAGAGGCAGUCCUUGCUUUUUUCUGCCACAAUCCCAAAGGAGGUUCGCCGAAUAUCUCAACUUGUUUUGAAAAGAGAACAUGCUUAUAUUGACACAGUGGGGCUGGGCUGUUUGGAAACUCCUGUUAAGGUUAAGCAGUUUAGUCUUGUUGCGCCACAUGAACUGCAUUUUCAAAUAGUGCACCAUCUCUUGAAUGAGCAUAUCUCACAAACACUUGAUUACAAGGUUAUUGUUUUCUGUACAACUGCAAUGGUGACAUCCCUCAUGUAUCUCCUUUUGCGGGAGAUGAGACUGAAUGUCAGGGAAAUACAUUCGAGAAAACCUCAACUCUACCGUACCCGUAUCUCUGAUGAAUUCAGGGAUUCCAAACGAUUGAUUCUGAUUACGUCAGAUGUUUCAGCUCGUGGAAUGAAUUAUCCUGAUGUUACUCUGGUCAUUCAGGUGGGUAUUCCUUCUGAUCGUGAACAAUAUAUUCAUCGUCUUGGAAGAACAGGACGGGAAGGCAAAGCAGGAGAAGGAAUUUUGUUGCUUGCACCAUGGGAAGAAUAUUUCCUGUACGACAUAAAUGACCUGCCUAUUGAAAAAUUUCCUUUACCACAUUUAGAUCCAGAUGUGAAAACGAAGAUGAAGAAUUCAUUGUCGAAGAUUGAUGCUAACAUCAAAGAAGCAGCGUAUCAUGCUUGGCUUGGCUACUACAACUCAGUCAGGGAAAUUGGCAGAGAUAAAACUACACUUGUGGAUCUAGCCAACCAAUUUUGUCAGUCAAUUGGCUUGGAGAAAACUCCAGCGCUGUUCAGGAAGACAGCUCUGAAAAUGGGCUUGAAAGACAUCCCUGGAAUUCGGAUUCGAAAAUAGCAUUGAUGAUGAAUCUAUCAACUGGAUUCAUCUAUUUAUUAAAAUGGUACUGUAUACAUGAUAUAACGGGCUGGCACCUCGAAUCAAAAGAGCAGCUGCUCGUGCAUGGAACAGUUCGAUCCUCUCCAGUAAGUACAGUAUAUCAAGUUAAAGUAGAUACGGUGACUGGCUGAUCCCAUUGAGUUGCAACAUUUUUUGAAGGGGCUUUUAGCUUGAACUGUAUUAUUUUUCGACUUGUAGAGGCAGGGAUAGAGGAUUAUUGUAUGCAGGAUGGAUUUUUUUUUAUAAUGAAUUUAUCUGUAACAUGCUUGCAGGUCAAAAAUUGAUUUUCUAAUAUGAACCGUUGAUUUAUAUC
Messenger RNA from Camellia sinensis, 2736 nucleotides. Its product is annotated as DEA(D/H)-box RNA helicase family protein. Lineage: Eukaryota; Viridiplantae; Streptophyta; Magnoliopsida; Ericales; Theaceae. Gene Ontology annotation, molecular function: ATP binding; RNA helicase activity; nucleic acid binding. The record is from RefSeq and is a predicted model, not a curated record.